CUUCCCCCAUUGCAGUUUUCCACCCCCUUUGUCCCAGAGAGGAUCGGUUCGACAAUGGCUGUCACCCGUCCCCUUUAAGAUGAUUUCGGAAAUAAUAAUGUAUUAUUUAAUUACUUAACACUUUCUUUCAUGUCGGCGGACAAUACACUUAGGUCGCGCAACAACAUUAGAAAUCAGGGACCAUAGAAGUCGAACAUGACAAUAUAGCCCAAAAAUUGCUUAAUUAGGUGUCUAUGUUGAAACGGCGUUUUCUUCUCUGACAUGACUUUAGUUUCCAGUGCUUCAUACAAUACUACCCUGGGACAGUAGCCUAUGUCACAGGAGGAUGGAAUAAUCGACAGCCGACAGAGAGAAGACGCAUAGGAAGAGUAAAGGGAAUGCGGUGAAAACCCAACUCAAUUCGGAACACUGUUCCCUUUAUCCCCUGCAAUGUUUUGGCUUUACCAAAACGGACGUUUGAAAGUGACAGUGGGCAAUCGUUAACCUACCGGAUGUAUUAUAAUAUCUGACGACUAUAAUAAUACUGGAAAGGGAUAUUUCCCAUAUUUCCCACUCCCCCAGGAUUGACCACAACCUCUCUGACCCUCAGUCAUGACAUCACCUGAGUCACCCCUCCCCUCCCCUUCCCCCUGUCCGCCUCCCCCCCUCCCCUCUUCUCCCACUCCCUCGUCUCCCGCUCCUUCCUCCUCUCUCCCGCUUCCCCCCUCCCUGCCUCCCACGGGGGAGGUGAUGGUCCUGGCCCUAGGGAGGAAGAAACAGAGGAUGCUCAUCUGUCUCUCCCUCUUGCCCAAUCUCUUCCUGGCCUUCCUUCUCUCCUCGGAUCCCCUGCUCACCCUCGCCUCGCCCCACCACUGCCGCCUCCUGGGACCUUCGCCUGCUCCGCAGGUCCUCAACGCCUCUCUGCCCUGGGAGAAAGGGGGCAGAGUGGGGGACAGCGGAGGGCUGUCUCAGUGCAAGCAGUAUAUCAACGGUACCCAGUCCGGGGUGGAGAACUGCGAUGCUGGCUGGGACUACAAUGUCACAGAAGGAUUGAGAAUUAACAUUGUUACUGAGUGGGAUUUAGUGUGUGGUCAGUACUGGCUGGUCCCAGUCGAGGAGGUGUCCUUCAUCCUGGGUGUUCUGACAGGAUGCCUGGGACUGGGCUUUGCUGCUGACAGGCUGGGCAGGUUGAAGACACUGCUCACCUCGCUAACCCUCUCGGUGGUAUUUGGCGUGCUUGUGUGCGUCUCUACCUCCCCCCCUAUCUUUAUUGUCAUGCGCUUUUGCCUGGCUGCUGCUAGUGCUGGUGUCUACCUCAUGCUUUACAUCACACGUCUUGAACUCUGUGAUCCCUCACUGCGUCUGCUGGUCACCAUGGUGGCAGGACUAACUACGGUUUCUGGGGAGCUGCUGUUGCUGGGUGUUGCUCUGUCUUGCCAGUCCUGGAGGGGCUUACUCGGAGCUGGGGCUGCACCACUCUCUCUGUUCCUCACCUAUGGUAUUCCAGGAGUAUUUCCUGAGUCUCCUCGCUGGCUUCUUCUCUCUGAGAGAUCAGCUGAUCUGAAUUCCUUCAGUGAAAGAAGAGAUAGAGAGAGGGAUGACGAGAGCUUCACAGAGUUGGACUCGGAGCCGUCUCCCUCUACUUACCCCCACCUGUCCUUCCCAGAGCUUGUACACAGCAGGAACAUCUGGAAAAACAUGUGUGUGCUCGGCUUCACCUCGUUCAUUUCCCAUGGCAUUAGUCAUUGUUACAGCUCAUUUCGGGGUGAUGUCAGAGGCACUGCCCCCAGCUUCUAUUGGACCUAUCUGCUGUCCGUCUGUGCUGGAGGAGGGGCCUGGCUGUUGUUAUGGGCAACCGUGAACAGGUGUGGUCGCCGUGGUAUCCUGCUCCUCGCCAUGACUAUGACAGGGCUGGCAUCUCUGAUUCUCCUCGGACUGAUGGAGUAUCUAAGUGAGGCGGCCAUCACUGUGUUCUCAGUGAUGGGACUUUUCUCCUCCCAGGCGGCUGCCUCUCUCUGUGUCCUCUUCACUGCAGAGAUCAUGCCAACCAUCAUCAGGGGCAGUGGCGUGGGCACGGUGUUGGCCCUGGGCUGCGUGGGCCGCCUCACCUCGCCCCUCAUGGACCUGCGCAACCACUACGGCUACUUCCUGCACCACGUGGUGUACUCCUCCCUGGCCCUGCUGGCCGUGCUCUCCAUCCUGCUGCUGCCCGAGAGCAAGAGGAAACCCCUGCCCCAGACGCUGGCCGAUGGGGAGCAGUACCGACGCCCCCCGCUGGGCAGGAGGAGGAGGGACAACGUUCCCCUGCUGGCCACCCCCAACCCAGAGACCUAGCCGCCUAAACGUCACACAUCAGUCAUAACGCCAGCCCAGAGUGUCACCAGGUCCAUGCUGCAGAAAGGAAGAUGGGUGAAAAUGAAGAGGGAGAAGUGCUGUCUGGUUAAGAUGGUUGUGUAGAGCCAGUGAAGGGAGAUGGUAGAAUCAACCACACACUCUACUCUUCCUAACAUAUCAUUUUCUAGUCAUUCCUAAUGUAACAGUAUAACUUUACGGCGUCCCCUCGCCCCGACACGGGCGCGAACCUGGGACCCUCUGCACACAUCAACAACGGUCGCCCACGAAGCACAGUCGUUACCCAUCGCUCCACAAAAGCCGCGGCCCUUGCAAAGCAAGGGGCAACACUACUUAAGUCUCAGAGCAAGUGACGUAACUGAUUGAAAUGCUACUAGCGCGCACUCGCUAACUAGCUAGCCAUUUCACAUCCGUUACACUAACACAGGAGUGUGGGUGGGGCGGCCAUACGUCGUUCGUCUGUCUCCAUUUCUGCCAAUGAAGUGAGUGUGUGUGUGUACGUGACUGUGUAUAUGCGCACGCGUAUGUGUGGCCCUGGUCGGAUGGCGGCGUGGAGAGUGCUCGUCUUGCAGUGACCUGCCCCCCCCACCUUUCCUAUAAGGCCUGCGUGUCAGGAAAGGGCAUCAGCUGCUUCAUGCUUAUGCUCCAGAACGCCCACCUUUGAUGUGUAUGAUCUGACAGAGCAUGGCAUCACACACAGCUCACAGAGGCAGAUCUACUGCCCUGUAAAUACCAUAAACCUAGUUUCUUUAACUUAAUGAAUGCUGGCUUAUCUGUUGAUAAAAAACAGUAGGAGUUUUGUUACAUAGUGCUGGAUCUUGGCAGAGUGCUUUUGUACUGUGCACAUCUGUCUACUGCUCUUAAAGGCAAUGGGGAAAAUAAUAUUGAUCGAUUGAAGAUGAAUUGAGUAACGUUAUAAUAGAGAGUAGUUUGAGGAAACGUUGUGAACUUGCAUCAAAUAAAUAGUAAUAGACGUCCUCCUACAAUCAGUUAAUAAAAAAGAGAGAAAAUGACAUUUUAAUGUACUGUAGUUCCUCAAACUCAAACUUGAUUGGAUGUGAUAAAAUUAUAUGAAUUAUAUUUUCAGAUGUGGCCUGGAGCCAAUACUGUUUAUGGGUCAUUAAUCUUGAUGGUCUUGUCUCUGCUCUCAGACCCACCUUACUGUAGGCUCCUCUGAAGACAUAGGAAGAGAUGAUAGAGUGCCUAUGUAUUCAGAGCUGAAAACCUUGUGUAAAUAUACAUGUAUGGUAGAGAAUGGAUGGACACACCUUUACACUCCCCUAUGUGUUUAUUUAGACAGUGAAGCUGAAACUUUUCAUUUGGCUUUAUACUCCAGCAUUUUGAGAUCAAAUGUUUCAUAUAAGGCGACAGUAGAUCAUGUCACCUUUUAUUUAAGGUUAGUUUCAUACAUGUCUGUUUUACUGUUUAGAAAUUAAAACUAGUUCCCCCCCAUAUGAAGGGGUCAUAAGUAUUUGGACAAAUUAACCUAUAGUGUAUUACAUUUAGUCCAAAAUGUUGUAUUUUACCCCAUAUUUGUUGCACGCAAUGAAUACACCGUGCUGGUAACUAUACAAACUUGUUGGAUGCAUUUGCAGUUUGUUUUGGUUGUGUUUUCAGAUUAUGUUGUACCCAAUAGAAAUGAAUGGUAGAUCAUGUAUAGUGACUUUCACUGGAUCUAUUCCACAGCCUUCUCUGAGCGGAGGGCAGAGGUGAGGGCUAGGCAGGAUGGGGUUUGAAGUUAGGGAGGGAAAAAUACACUUACCUACCGAAACACCUCCCUCUGCCGGUCUUUGGUAGUUUCUUUACAAUGCACUCAACAAUUAUAAUAUUAAUAUUGAUAUUAUUGAUGAUGAAAAUAACUAUUAAUAACUUGACAAUAGUAAUAAAAUGUUAGACAAUGCUGUUUGCUUAAGAUUUUCUGUUAAGUAAUCCAGCAAUGUAAUUAUGUUAAUAACUUGAACCUGAUUUCAUUGAAAAUAAAAUGUUAAGUAAACAAUGGGCUGUUA
This is a messenger RNA of Salvelinus fontinalis (brook trout), 4337 nucleotides long. RefSeq names its product solute carrier family 22 member 17 (gene slc22a17). Gene Ontology annotation, biological process: transmembrane transport. Lineage: Eukaryota; Metazoa; Chordata; Actinopteri; Salmoniformes; Salmonidae. Gene Ontology annotation, cellular component: membrane. Gene Ontology annotation, molecular function: transmembrane transporter activity. The record is from RefSeq and is a predicted model, not a curated record. The transcript is spliced from 10 exons. Bases 592 to 2313 code for a protein of 573 amino acids.